Halteromyces radiatus is the source of this 2068-nucleotide messenger RNA. RefSeq names its product multicopper oxidase-domain-containing protein. Gene Ontology annotation, molecular function: oxidoreductase activity; copper ion binding. Bases 21 to 2039 code for a protein of 672 amino acids. The transcript is spliced from 4 exons. Lineage: Eukaryota; Fungi; Mucoromycota; Mucoromycetes; Mucorales; Cunninghamellaceae. The record is from RefSeq and is a predicted model, not a curated record.
CAUCUUCUCACAUAUAGACAAUGGGGUUCUUCAGUAUCCCCUUUCUUCCCCUUUUAUUAGUUUUCAUUACUGUCUCACCCCUGUAUGUUUUCGCUGAAUUAAAAAAAUAUGAAUGGACCAUCAGCCAAAGAGCACUUGACCCUGAUUGUUUUGGUACGUCUUAUCCAGCACUUGUAGUCAACGGACAAUUCCCUGGACCUGCCAUCAGAGUGACAGAAGGAGAUGAUGUUGAAAUCAAGGUCCAUAACGAAUGUAAUGAACCUACCAGUAUCCAUUUCCAUGGCAUUCGUCAGUACGGUUCGGUGGAAUCAGAUGGUGUACCUGAUGUUACGCAAAAAGCCAUCCUUCCAGGCCACUCCUACACUUAUCAGUUCCGUGCCAUUGGUCAAAUAGGAACAUAUUUUUAUCAUGCCCACGUGGGUACGCAAGAUGAUACCGUGCAAGGUGCGUUCAUCAUCGACAGUAUAGAUGAAUCUAUUGUCAAUCCUUCCGAAUUGAUACUCCCUAAGGACAAUCCACAAUUCCGUAAUGCCAAUACAAGUACUUAUACUCAUCAUGAGGGUCCAUAUGGCUAUGAUGAUGAAUUCACGAUUGAACUGACUGAAUGGUGGCAUCAACCUCCCUUGCUCCGUGCUGAUUAUUACCUGGGCACCCAGUAUACCUUUGAUCCUGCCGCUGAUAGUAUCCUAUUGAAUGGAGUAACUGUAUUCCAAAAUGCCACUGUCGAAGAGCGCCAAAAUUGUCCUAAUCAUACCACCAUUGAUGUAUUACCUAAUAGCACUUACCGUCUGCGUCUGAUUGGUGGCACUACCUUCCAUACCUAUGGAUUUGCCAUCAAAGAUCAUGAAUUGACCAUCAUCGAGGUCGAUGGUGAAUUGAUUGAAGCUUACACUACCGACCAUUUGGAAAUCUCUCCUGGACAACGUUUUUCUGUACUGAUCCAUACCAGUGCCAUGGAGGAAACAUCAGAGGAUGAAGAUGAUGAUGAACCCAUAUUUGCUAUUGCUACAUCUUAUCGCUAUCGUGCCAAUGCUACUGGUCACACUGACAAUGGUUUUGGUUACCUUCAAUACGUUCUACCUUCUUCUCAGCCUGAUGAUGAUAAAAGCCGAAGUCAUCCAUUAGAUGCAAGAUCAAAUAUCCCAUCAUCACAUUCCUUACAAAAGCGUGCUGAAGUAGACGAUGAACAUGAUGAUGGAAAGUUAGAUGAUGAUACAGCAGAUGUUUCUGCUGCUGCUAGUCCUGAUGAUGGAAAGUUAGAUGAUGAUACAGGAGAUGUUUCUGCUGCUGCUAGUCCUGAUGAUGAUGUUGAUGAAGAUGAUCCAGAUGCGGUUGAUGAAGCCAAGCGAAAUGCCAAGUUGGUACGCCAUCCCAAGCCUCCCAAGCCAACACAUAUGGACUUCCCUUCUAUUCCUGAUCCCGGAAAUUCUCGUGAUUGGAUCUGGCCCAACUUAAAACCGUUAUAUGGAUCAGCCUUAUUGGAAGGGGAACCUGAUCGUACUCUAAAAAUGCGAAGCUGGGCCAUCACUUUACCUGACAAUACCACUCGUUACUUGAUCAAUGGUAGAUUAGCACCCAUGAUUUCCGAUAUGCAAGAAUCGCAACAUUCCUACUUGGAAGCAAAAUUAGAAUAUGAUGGAUUUGAACCCAUCGUUGGUACCUAUCCCAUUCAAUUAAAUGAAACCGUCGAUAUUGUCUUACAAAACGUACAAUCUGGUCAGAAUUGUGUUUAUCAUCCCUGGCAUACUCAUGGCCACUCCCACUACAUCAUUGCCACAGGUGAAGGCGAAUAUAUCCAUGAAUUGGAUAAAGAUAAACGAAAUUAUCCUCAUUCCAUUCUCAGAGAUGUGAGCCCUGUCUACCCUGGGCAAGUGGAUCCAAACACUCAAGGUUGUGGUUGGACAAAGAUUCGUUUACAUGCUGAUAAUCCUGGUCUCUGGGCUGUACAUUGUCAUAUCACCGCACACAUGCUAUUAGGAAAAAUGUUCUUAUUGGAAGAAGCAGUAGAAUACAUGCACGCGUACCGUAUGUACAUGUGAGUUGAUUCGUUUGCAUCUUGAAAUUUAAG